Messenger RNA from Triticum dicoccoides, 3308 nucleotides. RefSeq lists its product as uncharacterized. NCBI's taxonomy places the organism in Eukaryota, Viridiplantae, Streptophyta, Magnoliopsida, Poales, Poaceae. The transcript is spliced from 3 exons. Bases 155 to 1234 code for a protein of 359 amino acids. The record is from RefSeq and is a predicted model, not a curated record.
UCCACAUAAGAAGAGGAGAGAAAAAGGCAUGACGGCUAGACCUAGAUCGCACUCCCCAUCCCCAUCCCGCCGCCGCCGCCGCCGCUCAUCCAACAACGCCAGCUUCAAUUAGUCCGACGGAAUAAGUUCUGUUGCAGGAGUUGGGAGAAUCAAAAUGAAGGCGCGGCAGUUCUUGAAUGUGGUGAUGCAGAGGUCUGGCAGUGGCAGCUUGUACACGGUGAGCCGCAUCAAGGCCGGGGAGCAACUCUUCUACCGGUCCACGGCGGAAGCACGGGCGGCGGCAGCAGCAGCGCAACCCAAGGAGGGGAAUACGACGCUGCCAUCAUCAGCCGUGGCGCCACCAUGGACGGAGAACAUCUCGCGGAUGCCUCCGCCCAGGCUCAGAUUGGAAGCAUACCGCUUAGACGGCCCAAGGCUCGAUUUUUUGCCCUUCUACGGACAAGGCAGGGGCGAUGGUAAGAUCCUCUCAAUGGACUCGGCGGGCAACACCGUCCUCUGCAACGCCGUCAGCGGCUCCAUCCAGCCCGUUCCCUGCCUUAACGAACCCAAGGGGGACAGCCCCGUCUCCUUGUCUAUCACUCGUGCGGACACCUCCCAUCAAGCCUUGUACGUUAUGGACAGGUUUCCCGCAGCUCGCAAUGCUUUCAUCUUCGAAGCCCUCAUCUACGGCAAGAAUAGCUGGGAGUGGCACCGGCUCCCUCGGCCGCCCUACGUCAACAACCCAGCCUAUAACUGCACAGCCAUCCAGUCCUACAUGUUGCUUGGUGAUGGCUCGACCAUCUGCAUAUCCUCCGCUGGGCCAAGCUCCAUCGGCACCUACUGCUUUGAUACGGUUAGCUGCACCUGGGAAAAGGUUGGCCGCUGGACCCUACAGGCUGAGCAUGUCCCUGAGCUUUGCAAUCUCUGGUUCGGCAUGGCCGGCAACAGCGCCAACAACUUGUGCACGCUGGACCUCUCCAACCUUGGCAGGGCUCCCAAGUUGCUGCAUAACUGGCAGGUCCUCGACACGCCUCAUGGAUGGGUGCAGAUAAGGGGUAGCCUGCUGUACCUUGGAGCCGGCAGGUUUUGCAUCUUCAAAAGUUUUGACACCGGGGAGCAAGACGCUCAGGGUAAUCCCAGCAACACAGCGGCUGUGCUUACCGGUGUGGAGGUAGUCCACAGAGGAUCAUCUGAACUCCAAAUGAUCAAGCACAAGUCAUUUAUCAGCUAUGCCGGCAUCCAGUGUGUUCUUUAAGUCACCAAGGCUUCGGUUAAUCCUCUGCCCAAGGUGAUGGGAGGGGAUUUAGUGGGGUUUUGGCUUGCGGAUUUCAUUCCGCUCAACCCCUUGCAAUCUCCAGCAAACUGAACCGAACAAGCCCUAAAGUUUAAGGGAUAAAAUAAGCUGUCAGCCUGUCCCUUUCUACUUUGCAGCAGCCAGAUCAACAUGGAUGUAACUUGUGCAUUCCUUCCUAUAUGUAUUACUCUUCCAAGUUUAUAAACUAGUAAAGUUGCCUGGCGGGCGACAUGUUUAAACAAUGAAUUAUUAUUCCUCUAUUAUCUCUAGAACUUUGUUGAAGUAUUUGUUGAGAAGCAUUCAAAGAUAUGUUAAAUCUGCUUGUCAGAGAAAAGAAGAUAUGAAAAUAUUUUUUUUGGCUCUUGUUCCUUUUACUAAUUUUACUUGCGUACUAACUCCUCAGAUCAUCAGGGCACUCUCUAGCGUCUCUUUGUUUUCUCUAUGAGAGAUGCAGUUCCAUGCAGCCUGCUAACAGUAGGGAAUCACAACGAAGCGAAUUGGUUGUCAGCAGAUAGGGCACGCCACUGGCGCCACCCCUGGUCCCCGCACCCCCCCGUAACUUGCUCGUCCCGGUGUGUGCUGCCUUUCUAUCUCCCUAGGCACCACCCCUGCUCCCUGCUCUAAGAAGCCGGCGGAGAAGGAGGACAAGAAUCCGGCGUGGGUUAGAUGAGGAGGAUAAGAAUCCGGCGAGAAAGGAGGUGAAAGUACAUGCCUGAUCCUCUCUCCCACCUAUGGUUAGAGAUUGCGCAUUAUUAGAAUGAAUUGAGGAUGAAGUAUUUUCGUUUGAUACUGCCUUCUGAUUCAAUGUGUUGUGUUCAGUUCUUUCCAAGUAGUGUUGAUUCUUCAAUGAAGUCACUGGGGUAUUUUGAUAACUAAAUAAAAACUAGCCACUCUCUUAGAAACAUCAGGAUCAAAUGAAAUGUCCUAGCCUGUUCUGUACUGGACCAGCGACUAAUUUGUAAAGCUUCUACAUAUGCUUGUGUACUAUUACCUCCGUUUGGAAACACAUGACGUGGUUUUAGUUCAAAUUUGAACUAAAACCAUGUCAUGUUUCAUGCGCGAUGACCCUAUUUUCUGCAGAUUCAAACAAGUGGCAGAUUCAAACAUGCCCGAUGGAGAACCAAGCAGAAGCAGAUUCAAACAAAGAAUGUAUUGCCCACUUGGAUACCGCAGCUUGGCAUGAAGUUCAACACCCUAGAUGAGGCUUGGAAAUUUUGGGGAUAUUACGGAGGAAGGAUGGGGUUCAGCAUCAGAAAAAGGUAUAAAAACAGAAGCAAAUUUGAUGGGAAAGUUACCUCCUGCAAAUAUGUUUGUUUCAAAGUGGGUAAAAAGGCAGUAGACAAAAGAUAUAAUGUUGUUAAGAAUCCAACAGCUGAGACUAGAAUUGACUGUAGAGUUCGUAUGACCCUUUCAAUAAAUCGUGAAGCUGGUAACUGGGCAAUAUCUGAUCUUUUUCUUGAACACAAUCACACACUUCAAUUGCCAGAAGCAUGCCACCUAUUGCUAUGAAAGAGAAUUAUCUCUGAAGUGCAGGCUUUUGAAAUUGAAUGUGCUGAUGACUCUGGUAUUGCACUAAAAGCUGCUCAUGAGUUAGCUAGUUGACGGGUUGACGGAUCAUCUAACCUGAGGUACACUCCUCGGGAUCACAAGAAUCAUUUGAGAAUAAAGCGCCAAAGGGACCUUAAGUAUGGUGAAGCGGGUAGCAUGUUGAAGUAUUUUCAAGACAGAGCUGCAUAGAAUCCAGCAUUCAAAUAUGUUUUACAGCUGGACUGUGAUGAAAAAUAACAAACAUUUUUUGGGCUGAUGCUAAGGUGAUAAUUGAUUAAGCUCAUUUUGGCGAUGUCAUGACCUUUGACACCACUUUUGGAGCAAAUAAGGAACAUAGGCCAUUUUGUGUGUUCGUUGGAUUCAAUCAUUUUAGAGAAACUGUUAUCUUCGGUGCUUCUCUCCUCUAUGAUGAGACAUUUGAAUCUUUCAAAUGCUUGUUUGAUUCUUUCUUAUUAGUACAUAGUGAGAAGCAUCCUAGAACCAUAUA